This is a messenger RNA of Symbiodinium sp. CCMP2592, 1290 nucleotides long. NCBI's taxonomy places the organism in Eukaryota, Dinophyceae, Suessiales, Symbiodiniaceae. The record is from the annotation of a GenBank genome assembly.
AUGCCACUAGAUGCAAACCACAGCAUCGGAGUCCUGAUGGAGAACCUGGGGCACACCGGCAGGACGAUCAAGCUACUUAAGGUCAGUUGCAACGGAUGCGAAAUUGCGACACAUCAGACUUGGUUGGUCGGGGACACCAAGAUUGACCAAAUUGUAGUUCGGCAGAUGAAGGCUCGAUCCGAGACCGUGGCGCGAUACUUGACUGCCAGGGGCUACGGCUGCUUUGAGGGUGGAGAUGACUUCCAUUUCGUGGUGGGCUGCAUGAAGCUGCCGUUGCCAAAAUCUGCUUUGGUUUCAAGCCAAGUCCAGCAGAAAUCGGCUUUGAAACCACCACCUUCGAUCAGCUCCGUCUGCAUGCUUGUGCCAGUUUAUCCGCCUCAUUUCCGUGCCCUCGCAGCACGAAUGGAGAUGGUCAAGAGAACAAACACUGGCCCGCCCGUUAAGUCGGUCGUUGUGUUUGGAGAUGAUGUGGAGUCUGACGACUUCUGCUCAAGGCACAGGGCCAGAUGUUUCGACGAGGAUUUCCACCCUCUGCUGCUGGAGGACUUGCUGGGCUCCGCAGCACAUGCGAAGCUAAAGAGAAGGCUGCGGUUGCAAUAUCUGCCAGCAAACUUUAAAUACAGCGGGGAGAGGCAUGGUUGCUUGGCGAAGUCGGCUGGGCGCAUUUACCAAGCCAUAAAGAAGUUUUAUGGCGUGGCUUACAGACCUUCUGAAUGUCAGACGUACUGGGUUUCUGAUGCCGAGUCUGUGCCCUUCCGAAAGCACAAUCUGACAGAGCAUUUGGCUCUGAACUCGCGGUCCCCGAGAAUCGUAGUGAGCACUUGGCACGAUGAGCCAGACUGUGCUAAUGUGGCUGCUGACGAUGGGACGGACCAAGCCUGUGCCAUCAUGAUGACGAACCAAACGAAUGGCAUGCGCUUUAGGAACGAUGAUGCGCAGUCAGUAUGGACACCUGGUCGAUGGAAGAAAGUCUUUCACAACGUGGACCAGUGGUGGUAUUACGACCGCACCGUGACAGCAGAGUGGCUAGACUUCUUAGCAACUUCAACAGGUAUGCCUGCCUGGUCAGUCUUUGGGUUUUAUGAUGUAUCUGACAUGUCCGUGUAUGGCAUGAUGAUGCAUUGGUCUGCAUUCUAUGCUCACCCAGGCCGCACUGAAGUCGUGAAUAUCAGAGCAGAAAUCCGGAAGGUCGAUCCUAGCGCCUUCAGCAAGUGCUGCAAGUGUUCGCAAGCAGCGACGGGUCCGGGUCUACCUGGCCCAGGCCCCCCCCCGAUGCUCAACGGCCGUUAA